Messenger RNA from Oldenlandia corymbosa var. corymbosa, 3632 nucleotides. Lineage: Eukaryota; Viridiplantae; Streptophyta; Magnoliopsida; Gentianales; Rubiaceae. The record is from the annotation of a GenBank genome assembly.
GAUUCAUAAUCUGAAUUUUAUCCUCUUCCUAUACAUUCUUUCCAUUACUCUUGUCAUUUUGUAUCUCUUUUGUUGGGCUUUUCCUGAUCACAGUUUGAAAAUCCUCAUCCACUUUUGCUUUCCCUCUAUCAUUCCUGGCACCUUUUUCUGAGGUGGUGAUUCUUUUUCUUGCCAAGCCUUGAUUAUGUAACUCUGCAUUCCUCUGUACCAUGCCCAAACCCCUUGCAAUUGAGGCAUUUCACUGGCUUCCACUCAUACAACACUUUCUGCUCUUGUAAAUCACCAUGUUCAUCCUCAAACUAAAUUUCAUUUUUCAACUUCUCCUGGAUAUCAACCUCCACCAAAAUUCUAGCAUAUCCAGUUCUGAGUUUGCUAGCUGUCAUCUCAUCCAUCUCUAUUGGUAUAGCAAUCUGACUAGCAUACUUAAAGUUGUUGGAUUCCAAUAUCUCAAUUUAAGCUUGGGAAACUGGAUCCAUACUGGUACCUUUCUGAUCUCCUUCAUGUUAAUCUCCUCAUUCACUGCCCAAUCCUUUACCACCAGAGGUCUCUGAUCAAACUGAUAGACUUUCUGUUCUAGAACCACCUCUUUUGCUGACAUCAUUGUAAAUCUAACAAUAUACACACCAGUCUCUAACAACAAUACCUUUUCAACUCCCAAUUUCCCCCAAAUUCUGCGAAGGAAUCCAUUCACAACUGCAAAUGGAGGAUUCGCCCCCAAAACACAGCAUAGAAUUGAUUGCUUCCAGCAGUCAAUUUCCUGCUGAAUUUCAUCUUUUGUGACCUUGGUAAUACAUCGAUUGUUCUGGAUUUCAGGUUCAAUGAACUUUAAUUUUCUUUCUUGACCUCGAAGCUUCUUCAAACAAAAAUCAGGCCAUACAUUCCCUUCCUUAGGUUUAGAUUCAUCAUUAUCCUUAGCAUCAUGUUUUACUUUUGAUUCUAAACCGUUAUCAGCAUCUACGAUCUUCUGAUUACUCAAUUUUUCAAGCAAUAAAUGCGAUUCAGACAGUGUAUUUAAUGCCAAAUCAGGUUUUCGAACUUGACUUGAGCUGGCUCGAUUUGGUGUCUGAUCCAUUUCCCUUUGCUCUUUCCCUGCCAAUUGUUGUUCUUGUUGCUCUCCCCCAGCUGAUCCUCCUUGCUUCUUCGCCUUUUUUGCCAUGGCAAUGCUGAUUGCGUCGGGAAAAGUAGCCGGUUCGAAAAACAUGUAGUAAUGGUGUUUUCGAUAUAAAAAUCAUUACACGUUCUGGGUCAUUGACUUCCAAAUCCAGCCUAUAACAACAUAACAAAAUUCUCUAAAAUCAAAUCAAAUCGAAAAUUAAAAUGAGAUAAACUUUUUUCCCCGUUAAGAAAAGCAAUGAUAGCUGAUGACUUUUUACCUGGAAUAUAAGAAAACAAAUUAAUGGAUCCGUGGGCGGAAAAUAUUUUCUUAGUUCGUUAAAAUACGUCCAUAGUUCCUUCGCCGUAGCUACUAAUCAGAAGUGUUCGGGGCGGCUGGGGAGUGGGUCGGCGUCGGAGUGGAAUCAACGGAGGGGAUUGAAGUUGGCCUUGGCUAAUUUGAUGGACGUCUACAUGCACCCUUCUAAGGCCGAAAACAUUUCUGAAGCAAUUUCAGCGGAACCCAACUUUCAUCUCUUCAAGAUAAAUAAGAAGUUGUAGCAGUUGAAGCUCCAAAGAGAAAGCAACUUCCAGCUCCAAAUAAGCUAUAGCAUGGUUAAGGUGUCAUUUGUUCCUUUUCUCCGAUUGCUGAGAGAAAGCUGUGGAAUGAGUCAGGAAGCGCUGGUUUUUAGCUUCCCAUUCCCGUUUAUUAUUAUUAUUAUCAUCAUUUUUUUUUUUUGAAAAUAUAGACUUGUAAUUACAGUGUGCGUCAUUCUUUUAUUGAAAUCGUAAUUAAGUAUAAAUAAAUGGUGUAUAAUAUGCAUUUUUAGAUGAUAUAAUGGACAAUAAUUCCAGGAAGGAAGGAGUAGUUUGUACCGGAGUAUGUGGCAAAGUAGGUAUCAAUCAUCAUUAGUAGUUCUCAGUUGUAUAUGGCUUCGGGUUUCUUAAUUUCCAUUUCUCAUGCAGUGAAUGAGCAGAAAUUUACUGCUGUAGUGUGAUCUAAACUUCUGAACACGAAAGAUGGGUUCUGUUUAGCACUUGCAAUCUGUUGCCAUCCUUUUUGACUUAUGGUUCAUUCUGAAAUAAUCUAUUUCCAUUCAUCUGGACUCCGGAAGAUUGGAAGUUAUGUAUAAUCUAUUUCAGAGCAAGACUUUGUAAACUUCAUCCUUCUUGUCCAUGUUUUAACGAACACAAAUUUAUAGCGAAGGCAUCGUUUCCACUAUACACUGACUCACAUUUCCUAUGGCUGCAAUGAUUAAGAAGGGGAACAAGCAUGAUGACGGCCUGAUGAUAUUGAUCUAAACUGUGACAACCCAGUGAAGAAGUAUCUAGACCCUCUGGAUCAUGAAAAGAGAAGUCGAUGACUUUUUCAUUUGAGAAGCCACUCAUUGCUUUGGAUGAAAAGAUCAUAAAGCUACGUAGUGUUGUGGCAGAAAAUGGAUUACAAGAUUUCUUUGAUCAGGUCGAGCUUCUGGAAUCAAAGUAUGCUGAGUGGGAACUCCUUGAAGACCAAGCAGGCUAUGAUGAUGAUCCAACAAUUGUGACUGCUUUAGGGAGAAUUGAAGGUGAAUAUUACAUGUUCAUUGGUCAUCGGAAAGUUAGGAACACAGAAGAGGAUUUUGAGCAUAAUUUUGCAGUGCCAACUUCACAUGGCUACAAGAAGGCUUUGGGAAUGAUGAAAUAUGCUGAACAUUUUGGUUUGCCCAUUGUCAUUUUUGUUGGCACAACUGGUUCUUUUCCUGAUUUAAAAUCAGAGGAACUUGGUCAGGGUGCACAUUAUUUAAGGACUUUAUUUGGCUCGAAAGUUCCAAUUGUAACGAUAGUGACUGGUGAAGGUGGUCCAGGCGGUGCUCUUGCAAUCGCUUGUGUGAACAAAUUGCUAAUGCUGGAGAACUGUGCAUUUUAUGUUGAAAGUAUGGAUGCAAGCGCUACAAUACUGCAGAAAUUUUCUGCUGCAGCACUUAAGGCACCUGAAAAACUGAACAUUACCGCUCAAGAACAUUUUAGGCUAAGGAUUGCAGGUGGUGGCAUUCCGGAACCUCUUGGUGGCGCCCAUGCCAACCCCCAGAGGGCUUCUUCUUAUAUUAAAAAUGCACUUCUUAAGGCUAUGGAGGAAGUAAGAAGAUUAGAGACUGAGGAGUUGAUGCGCCAUCGUAUGCUCAAGUUUGGGGCGAUUGGAGAAAUAUGUUACAACAAAGGAGACGGUCAAGUGGAACAAGAAAAGAAACGCAAAAUGAAGCCAUCUGAUAUCAAUGUGCAAGAGACUGGUGAUAUAAAAUCGCAGAUUGAAGAACUCAAAAUCAAAAUCCUGAAAGCAGAGGGAACCUUUGAUCCAAUUAUGCUUCAUUGUGAUGAUCGUUGGUAUGAUAUGUGUUGGUACGUACACAACCAUAUUAUUUCGAGAAUAAUUUUGAGCACCUUCAAAGAGAUUUUUUAGUUUAAUUUAUGAGUUAAAAAAGAUACUAAUUUACGUUGAGUUUUGAAAGUUGUGUAAAAAUCUGAAAAGGCUAAUAAUACCACCAAAACUAUAGUUAGCUGCC